Messenger RNA from Oncorhynchus nerka (sockeye salmon), 1306 nucleotides. Its product is annotated as protocadherin gamma-A9-like. The coding region runs from base 143 to 1306 and encodes 387 amino acids. Gene Ontology annotation, molecular function: calcium ion binding. NCBI's taxonomy places the organism in Eukaryota, Metazoa, Chordata, Actinopteri, Salmoniformes, Salmonidae. Gene Ontology annotation, biological process: homophilic cell-cell adhesion. The transcript has 4 exons. The record is from RefSeq and is a predicted model, not a curated record. Gene Ontology annotation, cellular component: plasma membrane.
UAACGUCCUCGCGGAUUAUUUUAUUUCGUUUCACUGGGAAAUACAGUCGAUUAUUUUUUAAAUCAUUUUUGGAUGUGCUGAUGAUCGAUAUUAUACAACCAAAAACAGUAAAUAUACGGAUAAUCUGUUUUUAUUCGUUGGAAUGGGUGAUUGGUGUACGACAGGGCGCAGAGGCGGGUGGCAAGUACUGUUUUACAUUCUUUGUCUGAGCGCCCUAGAUUCUGUAACUGGGCAGGCACGAUAUUCCAUACCAGAGGAGCAGUCAGAGGGGUCGAUCGUUGGAAACAUUGGUAGAGAUUUGGGUUUGGAGGUGAAGAGACUGGUGUCCGGGAAAGCUCGCAUUAUAACAAAAGGAGCCCGACAGUAUGUAGAUCUGAACCGAGACAAAGGGCUCCUCGUUGUUAAAGAGAGAAUCGACCGAGAGGAGCUCUGCGGACAGACUACGCCUUGUAGCUUCAGCUUUGAGCUUAUCAUAGAAAACCCCAUUCAGUUAUAUCGAGUUACAAUUUUCCUCCAGGACCAGAAUGACAACGCGCCUCAGGUUCUGUAUCCAGUCCAGACUAGCAGCUCUCUGGUGGCUGAAAUGGUGCCUCGUUCAGCAGAUGUGGGCUAUCUUGUCACUAAAGUGGUGGCUGUUGAUGUGGAUUCUGGACAGAAUGCCUGGCUCUCGUAUAAACUGCAGAAAGCGACAGACAGGGCGCUGUUUGAAGUGGGCUUACAGAAUGGAGAAAUAAGAACUAUACGCCAAGUCACUGAUAAAGAUGCUGUGAAACAAAGGCUCACUGUUGUAGUGGAGGACAACGGGCAGCCCUCUCGUUCAACUACAGUCAAUGUUAACGUGGCGGUGGCGGACAGCUUCCCUGAAGUGCUCUCGGAGUUCACUGACUUUACGCACGACAAGGAGUACAAUGACAACCUGACUUUUUACUUAGUCUUGGCUUUGGCUGUAGUCUCAUUUCUGUUCAUCACAUGUUUAGUGGUUAUUUUAUCAGUGAAAAUAUACAGAUGGAGACAGUCUCGCGUCCUCUAUCAUUCCAAUCUCCCGGUUAUUCCGUAUUAUCCACCGCGUUACGCAGACACCUUGGGGACAGGAACUCUACAGCACGUGUACAAUUACGAGGUGUGCAGGACGACUGACUCCAGAAAGAGUGACUGUAAGUUCGUCAGACCCUGUAGUCAGAACGUACUGAUAAUGGACCCCAGUUCUACAGGGACGAUGCAGCGGAUACAGAGUGAAAAUAACAUCCUGGAUGAACCAGACUCUCCACUAGAGUACCUCCCAUAUUCCCUCAGUGUCAGAGAGUGA